AUGGUCUAAAAUACUUCUAAUUUCACCUGCUGUAAAUUCUAUGCUAAAAAUUAUACUUAACUAAGUCUUGAUAAAAAUCUGCGUCUGAAAUUCAGGAUAUGCUAGUGUACCUGUUAGUCCUUAUAGCUUCUUAACAAGGAUGCUUAGUUUUAUGCUGAAAAAUAUGCAGAUAAAAGUUUUGGAAAAUGA
Molecule: messenger RNA, 189 nt
Organism: Tetrahymena thermophila SB210
Lineage: Eukaryota; Ciliophora; Oligohymenophorea; Hymenostomatida; Tetrahymenidae
Exons: 1
Source: RefSeq, a predicted model, not a curated record